AUGUCAAAACCCCCCAAAACUUCCCCCCAUGUCGGCUCCACUUGUUUGGGUCGGUCACCUUUUGGGGGCCCCCUCGACGGCCGGCUCGGCUCCUUGGGCGCCUCCCCGACGGCCGCUCGGGCACCCUGGGCCCCCCCCUCGACGGCCGGCCGGUCACGUUUGGGGGCCUCCCGACGGCGGGCCGGUCACCCGGGCGCCCCCCUCGACACCGGCUCGGGCACCCUGGGGGGCCUCCUCGACGGCCGGCUCGGUCACCCUGGGGGCCUCCCGUGGCUGGCUCGGUCCCCCUUGGGCGCCCCCUCGACGCCGGUCGGGCACCCCGGGCGCCUCCUGAGGCCGGGUCGGGCACCCUGGGCCCUCCUCGGGCUGGUCGGGCUCCUUGGGCGCCUCCUCGACGGCCGGGUCGGUCACGUUGGGGGCCUCCUCGAGGGCCGGGCCGGUACCUGGGGCCUCCUCGACGGGCCCGGCCCGGGCACCUUGGCCCUCCUCGACGGCUGGCUCGGUCUCCUUGGGGGGCCUCCUCAAAGGGCCCGGGUCGGUCUCCUUGGGGGCCUCCCCGACGGCCCCCUCGGGCCGUUGGGGGCCUCCUCGACGGCCGGGUCGGGCCCCCGGGGGGCCUUCCCCGACGGGCCCGGGUCGGUCUCCUGGGCCCUCCUCGACGGGGCCGCUCGGUCACUUGGGCCCUCCCGACGGCCGCUCGGUCUCCUUUUGGGGGCCCCUUUGCGACCGGCUCGGUCACCCCGGGGCCUCCUCGACGACGGGCCCGGGCACCCGGGGGCCUCCUCACGGGCCCUCGGGCACCCCGGGCGCCCCCCUCGACGGGUGGCUGGUCUCCUUGGGCGCCUCCUCGACGCCGGCUCGGUACCCUGGCCCUCCUCGACGGCCCCUCGGGCACGUUGGGCGCCUCCUCGACGGCCGGCUCGGUCACCCGGGGGCCUCCUCAACGGCCGGCUCGGUCUCCUUGGGCCCUCCUCGACGGCCCCCUCGGUCUCCUUGGGGGCCCCUCGCGGCCGGGUCGGUCUCCUUGGCGCCUCCUCGACGGGGCCCGGGUCGGGCCCCUGGGGGCUUCCCCGCGGCCGGCUCGGUCACCCUGGGCGCCUCCUCGACGGGCCGGGUCGGGUUUCCUUUGGGCCCCUCCUCGACGGCCGGGUCGGUCACGUUGGCCCUCCUCGACGGCCGGGGUCGGGCACCCUGGGCGCCUCCCCGACGGCGGGUCGGUCACCUUUGGUCCUCCACGACCACGGUCACCUCGGCGAGCACCCUGGUGUAUAA
Penaeus monodon (black tiger shrimp) is the source of this 1272-nucleotide messenger RNA. Its product is annotated as collagen alpha-2(I) chain-like. The transcript has a single exon. The record is from RefSeq and is a predicted model, not a curated record. The coding region runs from base 1 to 1272 and encodes 423 amino acids. Lineage: Eukaryota; Metazoa; Arthropoda; Malacostraca; Decapoda; Penaeidae.